Molecule: messenger RNA, 2638 nt
Organism: Tachysurus vachellii
Lineage: Eukaryota; Metazoa; Chordata; Actinopteri; Siluriformes; Bagridae
Gene: prpf3
Product: PRP3 pre-mRNA processing factor 3 homolog (yeast)
Exons: 17
Coding region: 211-2307 (698 amino acids)
Biological process (GO): mRNA splicing, via spliceosome
Cellular component (GO): U4/U6 x U5 tri-snRNP complex
Source: RefSeq, a predicted model, not a curated record
AGUUGGUUAUAUUUCCUGUUCUUACUGCAGCGCCUGAACGUUUUCUGGACGCCGCGAACAGAAAGUUCACCAAAUUUAUUUCUGUACAAAAAUCUUUAUUUAUUAAACAUUUAGUUUGUAGCGUUUCUGUGGUGAAUAAGCUGAGAUUUGGGGAAGAAAGGCUUUCUUUGGCGUUCGUACUUGUGGCAGAAAUCAGCUGAACUUCUCAGCAUGUCUUUGCCCAAGAGGGAGGUGGAGGAGCUGCGGCCCUGGGUGGAGCGCACGGUGAAGAAGGUGCUGGGCUUCUCAGAGCCCACUGUGGUCACUGCGGCUCUGCACUGCCUGGGGAAAGGGUUGGACAAAAGGAAAACAACAGAUCAGCUGAGGCCGUUUCUGGACGAGUCAGCGAGCAGCUUCGUAGAGAGGCUCUUCGAAGCACUGGAAGAGAGCAGGAACUCUCGGGGCAACAAAGGCACGGUCGAGAAAAACCGCAAGAGAGAGCUGAAGGAUGUGUUUGGCGACGAGGUGGAGAUGCAGAAAGAUCUCGAGGCGGGCGAUACAGCAGCGAAGAGGAAGAGAGUACCUCGAUUCGAAGAGGUUGAAGAGCCAGAAGUUCUUCCUGGACCUCCUACAGAAAGUCCUGGCAUGCUCACAAAGAUGCAAAUAAAGCAGAUGAUGGAAGCAGCCACACGCCAGAUAGAAGAGAGGAAGAAGCAGCUUAGUAUCACUCAGCCCAGACUGCCCCUACCUACCCCCCAGCCAUCAGCACCUGGUAUGCGCUCUCUCCAGCCUCCUGCUCCAGGCCCAGGUCAGUCUAUUGCCCCUUCACAGGCUGCCAGCUUCAUGAAUGACGCCAUUGAGAAGGCACGCAAAGCCGCUGAGCUCCAGGCCAAGAUUCAGUCCACUCUGGCCAUGAAGCCGGGCAUCCUGGGAGCUGUACCCAGUGCGGGACCACACAACCUUGUGGCACUCGCUAACCUGCAUGCCAUGGGCAUCGCACCACCCAAAGUGGAGGCCCGUGAGAUCACGAAGCCCACGCCGCUCAUUCUGGACGAGCUCGGGAGAACCGUCGACGCCAGCGGCAAAGAGGUGGAGCUCACACACCGCAUGCCGACUCUGAAAGCUAAUAUCAGAGCAGUGAAGCGAGAGCAGUUUAAGCAGCAGCUGAAGGAAAAGCCCAGUGAUGACCUCGAGUCUGCAUCUUACUUCGACACCAGGUUGGCCAUUCCGCAGCCUCAGAGACAAAAGAAGGGGUUCAGGUUCCACGAAAGGGGUCGCUUUGAGAAAAUAGGCCAGCGGAUACGCACCAAGGCUCAGUUAGAGAGGUUACAGAUGGAGAUUGCACAGGCAGCCAAAAAGACGGGCAUCCAGGCGUCUACCAAGCUGGCUCUGAUCGCCCCUAAGAAGGAGCUCGGUGAAGGUGACGUGCCUUCCAUGGAGUGGUGGGACUCCUUCAUUCUGCCCAACAACGUAGAAUUCUCGCCCCAGGCUGUGUUCGAUAUCUCGGACUUCCACGGAAUCACCAAUCUGGUGGAACAUCCUGCACAAAUGGCUCCUCCAGUGGAUACGGACAAGCCGGUGACUCUGGGCGUGUACUUGACAAAGAAGGAGCAGAAGAAGCUGAGGAGGCAGACACGGCGUGAGGGUCAGAAGGAGGUGCAGGAGAAGGUCAGACUCGGCCUCAUGCCUCCUCCAGAACCAAAAGUACGGAUCUCUAAUCUGAUGCGAGUGCUGGGCACAGAAGCCGUACAGGAUCCUACCAAAGUUGAGGCACAUGUCAGAGCACAAAUGGCCAAGAGACAAAAAGCCCAUGAGGAGGCAAAUGCAGCACGCAAACUGACAGCAGAGCAAAGGAAAGAGAAGAAGGUGAAGAAGCUUAAGGAAGAUCUGAGUCAUGGUGUUCACAUUGCUGUCUACAGGAUCCGAAACCUGCACAGCCCAUCUAAGAAGUUUAAAGUGGAAGCCAACGCUAAUCAGCUGUAUCUGACCGGCACCGUGGUGCUGCACAAAGACGUCAACAUUGUGGUGGUGGAAGGAGGACCCAAAUCCCAGAAGAAGUUUAAGAGGCUGAUGCUGAACAGGAUCAAAUGGGAGGAGCCGAGCUCUAAGAGAGAUGACCCUGACGGCUCGGACGACGAGGGAUCGAAGAAGCCAAACAAGUGCUCGCUCGUCUGGGAGGGCACAGCGAUGGAGCGCAGCUUUGGGGACAUGAAGUUCAAGCAGUGUCCCACAGAGAACAUGGCACGUGAACACUUCAAGAAGCAUGGCUCAGAGCACUACUGGGAUCUGGCUCUGAGCGAGAGCGUACUGGAGACAGCCGAUGACUGAGAGACAGGGCGAGCGAGUGUGUAACGUGUGUCUGAUAAUCUGCACUGCUGCUACUCUUGGAUGUUGGGGUCUUGUGAUCAUAGCAGGACGUUUGGGAAUCUAGUGCAUGGACGCUUUUCUCCUGGGACUUCUACAGAACGUUGAAGACGGCUGCCUUGGUUUCGCCGUUCCACAGACUUAAGAAUCCUUCACAGCCAAAACUGUACAUUUGUUUUUAUUUCCCUUCGUUUUUUAUUAGGCAGAUGUGUGACUAUGCAGAUGCUGGUGUCUUUAGAUGUGAACCACUGCUUUACCGACUGCACACACUGAUUAAAAGUUUGGAGGGAAACCA